Messenger RNA from Fusarium sp. VM40, 831 nucleotides. The record is from the annotation of a GenBank genome assembly. Lineage: Eukaryota; Fungi; Ascomycota; Sordariomycetes; Hypocreales; Nectriaceae.
AUGUCUACUUCUUCGUUUAAGAGCAAAGUUAGCAUCACACAUAUCGGAACUGCUACGGCAAUUCUCGAUAUCGAUGGCAUCACCUUCCUGACGGACCCGUUCUUCUCUCCCGCGGGCAGUGAAUGGCCGACUGUUGGCGACGGGGUACUCAAGGUACAUGACGACCCAGCCAUCAAGAUGGAGGAACUACCCCAUAUUGAUGCCGUUCUUCUGAGCCAUGAGAAUCAUCCCGACAACCUGGAUGAGCUCGGCCGUCAGCUUCUCGAUGGCCGACACGUCGUCACCACAAAAGAUGGUGCGAAGAACCUUGCCCCUCGACCUAGCGUGCUUGGCUUCAAAAACUGGGAGAAGAGAGAGGUCCGCAUCUCUGGAAAGACUUUUCACAUCACCGCCACGCCUUGCAAGCAUUGGCCCGGCCACGAAUGUGUCGGCUUUAUUUUGCAAACCGAAGACUUCGGUGUUGCGCCUGAUGGUCGCCCAAAUGUCGUCUUUUUCUCCGGCGACACCGUCUAUAUCGGAGAGCUUGCAAAAAUAGCUGAUCAGUACCAUGUCGCUGUUGCUCUUAUGAAUCUUGGCAAAGCCACAUUCGAAGGAUUUACCAGUGAGGGACAGCCUGGAGAACCGGAUGAUAGCAUUCAGAUCACUAUGGAUGGUCGCCAAGCAGCUCAUCUGUUCCGAGAUAUCAAGGCAGAUGUACUUGUACCUAUGCACUAUGAGUCUUGGGAUCAUUUUACCCAACAUGAGGACGAGCUGAAGAAAGAGUUUGAGGAGGAAGGUAUUCUGUCUAGUGUUCGCUGGCUUAAGACCGGCAAGCCUGUUCAAAUCAACUGA